AUGAUUAAUGCGAAGAAUCAGAUAUACUUGAUGUUACUUUUACUAGUCACUAUUGUCUACGGAAAAAAACAGCUAACAAAACAGCGAGUAUGCAUAAUUGGCGCUGGGAUGUCUGGCCUGGUUUCAGUGAAACAAUUGGCGACAAAUCUUAGCAACGUCGAACCUAUUGUAUUUGAAAAGGCUAGUGACAUAGGCGGACAAUGGAGAUAUACAGAUAGCACUGAUGUCGAUGAGCAUGGCUUACCUGUGCAUACCAGUAUUUACAAAAAUUUGAGUCGUUUAAACUUAUUGCGCUGUAGAACGAACAGUCCAAAAGUACUCAUGACCUUCCCAGAUUACAAAGAAUUUCAUGGAGAAAAUCGGAGCUACGUCAAACACGAGACUGUCUUGGAAUACUUGACAAACUUUACUGAACACUUUAAUCUUCGUCAAUAUAUUAAGUUUAAUAUCCUCGUAGAAAGGGUGAGCCAGCGACAUGACAAUAGUUGGCGCAUUCGGACGCGAAACUUGAAUCUGAAUGAAAUUGAAGUUUACACUUGCGACGCUCUGAUGGUUUGCAAUGGACAUUUCACCAAACCCAAUGUGCCGAUCAUCCCAGGACUUGAUACUUUCCCUGGGCGUACAUUGCAUAGUCACACUUAUCGUAGACCUGAAGAAUUUUCCAACAAAACGUUAGUAAUCUUAGGCGCUUCAGAGUCGGGCAUCGACAUUGGAAUUGGAAUAUCGAAAUAUGCCAAAACAGUUUAUCUCAGUCAUCGACACAAAAAGUUAACAGUCGAGCUACCUAAAAACUUAAUACAAAUACCAGGUGUCGUAGCAGCUGACGGCAGUGAUCUUAUUCUCAGUGAUAGUUCGCGAAUAAAGGCCGAUGCUUUUCUCAUGUGUACUGGAUACUUGUACGAUUUUCCAUUUAUAACCGACAGUUCUGGUAUUACCGUGACAAAAGGCAAAUAUGUUCAUCCGCUCUACAAACAUUUUGUAAACAUUAACAACCCAACAAUGGUAUUUACUGGAUUACCAUACCCUAGCUUCCCCUUUUUUGUUUCAUAUGUUCAGGCGCAGUACUUUCUCUCCAUACUACGGGGUACAGUUAAACUGCCAACACGCAAGGUAAUGCUGAAGGAAUCGCAGCUACCACCAGGAACUCCCGUAACCAAGGCACAUUACAUGGCAAUAGAAGUUCUCGAUUAUUAUGAUGAUCUCGCAAUAGCCGCUGGCAUCGAACCUUCAUCUAAGCCAACAAAAAAAGCAGUGGAAAUUUUCUUUGAUGAUUUUAAAAAUAAUCCGAUGCACUUCAAAGAAAAUGAACUCAUCAUUCGAGAUGACGGAAAUGUUGAACUUUACAGGCCUAGUAAUACGUGCCACUCCUAA
Phymastichus coffea is the source of this 1371-nucleotide messenger RNA. RefSeq lists its product as uncharacterized. NCBI's taxonomy places the organism in Eukaryota, Metazoa, Arthropoda, Insecta, Hymenoptera, Eulophidae. Bases 1 to 1371 code for a protein of 456 amino acids. The record is from RefSeq and is a predicted model, not a curated record. The transcript is spliced from 7 exons. Gene Ontology annotation, molecular function: NADP binding; flavin adenine dinucleotide binding; N,N-dimethylaniline monooxygenase activity.